AUGUUCCAGCUGCCCAUCCUCAAUUUCAGCCCGCAGCAGGUGGCCGGGGUAUGCGAGACCCUGGAGGAAAGCGGGGACAUUGAGCGCCUGGGGCGCUUCCUCUGGUCCCUGCCCGUGGCCCCGGCGGCUUGCGAAGCGCUCAACAAGAACGAGUCGGUGCUGAGAGCCCGGGCCAUCGUGGCCUUCCACACGGGGAACUACAGAGAGCUCUACCAUAUCCUGGAGAACCACAAGUUCACCAAGGAGUCCCACGGCAAGCUGCAAGCCCUGUGGCUGGAAGCGCACUACCAGGAGGCGGAGAAGCUGCGGGGCCGACCCUUGGGGCCGGUGGACAAAUACCGGGUGAGGAAGAAGUUCCCUCUGCCGCGCACCAUCUGGGACGGCGAGCAGAAGACGCAUUGCUUCAAGGAGCGGACGAGGCAUUUGCUGAGGGAGUGGUACCUGCAGGACCCUUACCCCAACCCCAGCAAAAAGAGGGAACUGGCUCAGGCCACGGGACUUACCCCCACGCAGGUGGGCAACUGGUUCAAAAACCGCAGGCAAAGGGACAGGGCGGCGGCCGCCAAGAACAGGCUACAGCAGCAGGUCCUAGCGCAGGGCUCGGGGCGAUCGCUGCAAGCGGAGGAGGAGAGCGGAGGGGAGGCGGGGGGGGCAGCCUCCAGCCCAGCCGUCAGCCUCUGCAGCAAAGCGGCCACCUCCGCCAUCUCCAUCACAUCCAGCGACAGUGAAUGUGACAUCUGA
Lagopus leucura (white-tailed ptarmigan) is the source of this 741-nucleotide messenger RNA. Its product is annotated as homeobox protein SIX6. The coding region runs from base 1 to 741 and encodes 246 amino acids. Gene Ontology annotation, cellular component: transcription regulator complex; nucleus. The transcript has 2 exons. Gene Ontology annotation, biological process: eye development; regulation of transcription by RNA polymerase II. Gene Ontology annotation, molecular function: RNA polymerase II cis-regulatory region sequence-specific DNA binding; DNA-binding transcription factor activity, RNA polymerase II-specific. The record is from RefSeq and is a predicted model, not a curated record. Lineage: Eukaryota; Metazoa; Chordata; Aves; Galliformes; Phasianidae.